AUGAGAGCCUCCGUGGACAGGAAGAGACUGGAGCGGCUGUGUAACAGGUACAAAGACCCACAAGAUGAAAAUAAAAUUGGAAUUGAUGGAAUUCAACAGUUUUGUGAUGAUUUAAGCCUAGAUCCUGCCAGUAUCACAGUUUUGCUUAUAGCGUGGAAAUUCAGGGCUGCAACUCAAUGUGAAUUUAGUGAAAAGGAAUUUGUGGACGGCAUGACAGAACUUGGGUGUGACAGUGCAGGGCAGCUGAAAGCCCUGCUGCCAGGACUGGAGCGGGAGCUCAAGGACACGGUGAGGUUCCAGGACCUUUACCAGUUCACCUUCACCUUCGCUCGGAGCCCAGGGCAGAAGGGGCUGGAUUUGCAAAUGGCCGUGGCAUACUGGAAUCUGGUGUUUUCCGGAAGGUUUAAGUUUCUAGAUCUUUGGAACACCUUCUUGUUGUAA
Messenger RNA from Rangifer tarandus platyrhynchus (Svalbard reindeer), 441 nucleotides. NCBI's taxonomy places the organism in Eukaryota, Metazoa, Chordata, Mammalia, Artiodactyla, Cervidae. The record is from the annotation of a GenBank genome assembly.